AUGGCCUCGCCCUACACCGUCCUCGUAACCGGCUCCUCCGGCCACCUCGGCGCGGCCCUGAUGCUCUCCCUCCCGUCCGCGGGCCACAUCCCCCUCGGCAUCGACAUCCUCCCCUCCCCGACGACGACGACCGUCGGCUCCGUCACAGACCGGGCCCUCGUAGCCUCUAUCCUCGCCACGCACGCUUCUAUCACCCACAUCGUCCACGCGGCAACCCUCCACAAGCCGCACGUCGACUCCCAUCCGAAAUCCGCCUUCAUCGACACAAACAUCACCGGCACCCUCGUCCUCCUAGAAGAAGCCGCCCGACUUCCCCAAUCCCGCAUCAAAUCCUUCAUCUUCGUCUCCACGACCUCGACCUUUGGUACAGCCCUGUCCCCGAAACAGGGCCAGCCGGCCGCCUGGAUUGACGAGUCCGUCACGCCCAUCCCCAAGAACAUUUACGGCGUGACAAAGUGCGCCGCCGAAGAUCUCUGCAGCCUGGUUCACCGCCAGACCUCCUUACCCGUGCUGGUCCUCAGGACGUCCCGGUUCUUUCCCGAGCCAGACGAUGACGAGGACCGCCGCGCGGCCAUGGGAGACGCGAACCUCAAGGUCUGCGAGCUGGCUUACCGCAGGGUAGAUAUUGCCGACGUCGUCUCGGCCGUGGUGUGCGGUAUGGAGAGGGCGUCCGCUCUCGGAUUUGGAAAGUACAUCAUCUCCGCGCCGCCGCCCUUUGCGGUUGCUCUGGAGGACGACAGCAACAAGAACGUCAGUGAUAACAAGGUAGGAGCCGCCGCCGCUGCCCGUGCAGCGCUUCUACGCCGCUUGGACACGGAUGCGGGCGCCGUUUUCGCGGAGGUCGUGCCCGGGUGCGCGGUCGUGUUUGAGAAGCUCGGAUGGACGUGCCUCGGCAGGCUGGACCGGGUAUACGACUCCUCCAAGGCGGUCAGGGAGCUCGGAUGGAGGCCCCAGUGGACGAUUGGUAAGGUUGUUGAGAAGCUUUCGAGGGGGGAGGAUUGGAGGAGCGAGCUGACGCACAAGGUUGGCAAGAAGGGGUAUCACGCCGUGUCGACUGGCGUGUAUACUACGCGUGACUGA
Molecule: messenger RNA, 1080 nt
Organism: Colletotrichum orchidophilum
Lineage: Eukaryota; Fungi; Ascomycota; Sordariomycetes; Glomerellales; Glomerellaceae
Product: NAD dependent epimerase/dehydratase
Exons: 1
Coding region: 1-1080 (359 amino acids)
Molecular function (GO): dTDP-glucose 4,6-dehydratase activity
Source: RefSeq, a predicted model, not a curated record